Saprolegnia parasitica CBS 223.65 is the source of this 1061-nucleotide messenger RNA. Its product is annotated as AUR protein kinase. Gene Ontology annotation, cellular component: spindle microtubule; spindle midzone; spindle pole centrosome. Bases 24 to 1061 code for a protein of 345 amino acids. The record is from RefSeq and is a predicted model, not a curated record. Gene Ontology annotation, molecular function: protein kinase activity; ATP binding. The transcript has 4 exons. Gene Ontology annotation, biological process: mitotic spindle organization; protein phosphorylation; regulation of cytokinesis. Lineage: Eukaryota; Oomycota; Saprolegniomycetes; Saprolegniales; Saprolegniaceae.
GCAAGAUUUGUAUUUUGGCGGAGAUGGCCAGCAGCAAGACGGCCGAGCUCGUGCGGCCGCGCGCCGGCUGGGACAAGGACAACAGCAAGAAGACCGACCGCGCUGGAGUCGGAAGCUCGGCCAUGUCCAACUCGCUCAGCGCCAGCCUUUUCCGCCAGCACGCGGCCAACGCAGCCAAGCCAGCGGCCAAGCCAGGGCUCUCGAGCAUCUCAGAGACGCACAAGCUCACCACUGCGCCAGCGUCAGCGGGCAACAACAUGCACCAAGGCUGGAAGCUCACAGACUUUGACAUUGGCAAGCCGCUCGGACGAGGCAAGUUUGGCACCGUGUACCUUGCUCGCGAGCGCAAGUCGGAACACAUCGUGGCACUCAAGGUCCUGCAAAAAGCACAGCUCGUCAAGAACAACGUCGAGCACCAGCUGCGGCGAGAGAUCGAGAUCCAAUCGCACCUCCGCCACAAGAACAUCUUGCGCCUGUAUGGUUUCUUCCACGACGAGAAGCGCAUCUACUUGAUCAUCGAGUAUGCUGCACGCGGCGAGCUCUACAAGGAGCUCACGGAGCGUGGCACGUUCUCCGAGGCUGUCGCUGCACGCUACGUGCGGGAAAUCGCGCUCACCUUGGCUUUCAUGCACAGCAAGCAUGUGAUUCAUCGCGACAUCAAGCCUGAAAACAUCCUCAUCGGCUACAACGGCGAGCUCAAGCUGGCAGACUUUGGCUGGUCCGUCCACGCGCCCACAUCACGCCGCAACACAAUGUGCGGUACCCUCGACUACUUGGCGCCCGAGAUGUGCGAGCACAAGCCACACAACGAAAUGGUGGAUGUCUGGACCUUGGGCAUCCUCAUGUACGAGUUCCUCGUGGGCACACCGCCAUUCGAAGCCGAAGGACACACCGAGACGUACAACCGCAUUCUAAGCAUCGACUUGCGCUUCCCCGCGCACUUGUCGACGCUGGCGUGCGACCUCGUGCGCAAGAUCCUUCGCAAGGAACCCGGCGACCGGCUAGCGCUCGACAAGGUGGUUGAACACCCGUGGAUAGUUCGCUAUUGCGGACCACCGUAG